Molecule: messenger RNA, 1423 nt
Organism: Drosophila biarmipes
Lineage: Eukaryota; Metazoa; Arthropoda; Insecta; Diptera; Drosophilidae
Product: protein FAM107B
Exons: 3
Coding region: 800-1231 (143 amino acids)
Source: RefSeq, a predicted model, not a curated record
GCAAAAAAACUAACGAAAAACUGGAAGACGUCGGGAACCGAUUUGUCGCGCCUAAUAACACGAAAUGAAAUUUGGUUUCACGAAAGGCAAAUACUUAUGUGAUGAUAUGUCAGUGUAAGCUUAGCGUACGGUCCUCAAUCUCGGUUUCGAACGGCUGGCGGCGGAAAUAGCGAUAGAGCCGCGCCAACACAAUAAAUCAGGCAGAAAAUCGGAUUUGCAAGCUUGGGAAGAAAAUCAAGGAGAAAAAGACGCCAGCAGCUUCCUCGGAUUGUUUUGUUGUUGUUUUCGGUUCGUCAGAGUGUGUGCGUCGUGUGUGUGUGCGUCUGUUUUCCAGCAAAGUCAAAGUCGUCGAAGCUGCUGCAAGAAACGUGAAAUGCAAAUUGUGAAAAAAAAAAUUGCAAAAGAUACAACAAGCAACUAUAACCGCAAACACACGGCCAACGCAACAAUAACAGAGGCAACAACAAAACGGUCUCGCGUGUAUUGAAAAAUUGCAUUGCAAAUUGCCCCAGCAGCCAGCAGUAGCAAUAACAACAACGCGAGAUUGCGCGCCAAAAGCGAAAGAAACAAAAGGAUUGCACAUAAACAAACCGAAAAAGCAGAAGCAGCUGAGCGCCAGAGAGGGACAGCGAAAAAUCAAAACACCGUCGAGAGGCAGAAAUUCCUGUUUAUCCACCUCCACCUCCACCACCCCCAGCCCCGGCGACGGGACCUCACCACACUCUGAGCAGGCUCUUGUGGCAUUCGUGAUACGGCAUUCAGGCACAGUCUGGCGGAGCCUGAGAACGCGGACGGAACGAUGAUGUCCAUGACCAGCUCCCCGCCGGCCACGCCCACUGGCGUCCAGACGGACUCCGACGGGCUGAUCCUGCCCAAGAAGCUCAUCAAUCCCUGCAUGGAGAACAUCGACCGCAAGGAACUGCAUCGGGAGCUUAAGUUCAAUGCCAGAGUUGGCAAGAGCGUGCUUAACCAAAAAUCGGAGCUGCAACGUGCCUACGAUAAGCAGAAGGAGCGGCAUGCCGCUGCCGAGCAGCACUCCCCGGAUGCGGAGAUCGUUGGCGGCAUUCCGGGACUCAAGGGAGAACUCGGCCGUGUGAUCAUGGAGCGGGCGCAGAAGCACGAGGCGGCGGCCCAGAAGCAGGAUCAGGAGGAGGCCGAGGAGCGGCAGUACGUGAACCCCGAGUAUCUGAACGUGAGGGCCAAGCUGCGCACGGCGCACGCCAACAACUAAGGAGCGGCCCACUCGGAUUACCCUCAUCCUAUAAUCCUCAGCACUUGAUUUAUGUUUAGUUUUAGCAACAGACCUAACCAAAUUGUGUGGAAGGAAACCAUGUGUUUUAUGUGUUAACUUUGUGAGCGGUUUUCAUUUUGAUAUUAUGCAAAACUAGUUGGUUAUUAUAAUUAAAGUUUACUCCUAGCCUAA